Molecule: messenger RNA, 1364 nt
Organism: Toxoplasma gondii ME49
Lineage: Eukaryota; Apicomplexa; Conoidasida; Eucoccidiorida; Sarcocystidae
Exons: 4
Coding region: 1-312 (103 amino acids)
Source: RefSeq, a predicted model, not a curated record
AUGCCUGGAGCAACGGACGUGCCGGUAGGCUACAAACAGCGAAAGUCUCCUGACAAGAGCAAAAAGGUUGCGCUUCCCAUCGUCGACUCUUUGCCAGUGCAAAGGUGGACUCCGGUCAACAGCGUUAUCGGCCUGCAGUUCUGCUUUCAUCUGUGUGAGGUCCCUUUCCCCCUUUUUUUCUGCGGUGACCGGCGCAUCUCGGCGUGUGAAAACCCGGCGUCGGCAGAGUGUCAUAGCGUCGCGGUCGCUCCGGAGUGGCACCUUCGUUUGCUUCAUUUUCCCGGGCUGGAACGUGAAACUUCCUCGAAGUAAAGUUGCCGUUCACCAGAAAAUUUUGCUGGCGGAGUUCAGGUGUUUUUUGUCGACUGUCCCCGUCGUCCUGCACCCUGGAAACUUGGAUCUGUUGGAACGGGCAUUCCGGCAGUCGCGAGAUCCACAUUUGGAGUUCUACCACAGGCUACAUCGAGAGCAACCUGACGCGUACAGCAGGUGAAGGGGAAGGUUUUUAAGCGUCAAGAGGCCUGCGUCACAGUGGAGCGGCGCGUGGGGCAGAAUUGCCGCUCGAUGCCGACCGUCCAUAGGUAUUUUUCCAAGAGCAAGGAGUCUCUGGUGGCCUUUCGCUUCCUUCUCCGUUUUUUCUGAGCGGCCUUGCUCCGCCAGAGAAGCGAAAUGACACGAUUAUAGGCGACAGACGCUCUCACAGAGGGGUUCCAAAGCAGCCCAGAUGUCCUCGUGCUUUCGAGUAUCUGGUGUGUCCUGAGGCGUGAAGCGUCGCCUUGGAGACGAAACGCCUCUGCUGCCUUCGGGGAACGCCACCCAGGUUUUGCUAAAGCAAGAUCACUCGUGUUUCUGGGAGGCUAAGGAGACUUUCGCUUCAGUCUCCCGCCGUCUUAUCGAAUUGAGCAGGUGGCUUUCGGCUCGGCUUUUCUUUUGGUGCACGACGAGUCCGACUUUCUCCAAAAUAAUUUCAAAGAAGCUGCCCGAAACCUCAAUGCAAAGGAGACGGCUAGUUUCAUAUAUCUCUGGUAUAAAUUUCAUGUUGCGGUACUGAGAACGCUCCGCGUUUCUCCUUGCUACUUGCGGUUUAUGUUGGCGGUUGCUACAUUGGUGACCGUCUUUCGAGGAAACCCUCCAGUUCUUUCCGCUUCAGCGAAAUCGAGUCAUUCGUUUUGAGAACGUUCAACGAUUGAAUUUGUAUGGUGUAUCCAUCUCGUAUAUUUGGGUAUGCGUUUAUGGAAACUGGAAACCAGGCUGGCGCCCGGUUUCUCAGCCCCGAUCACGCUGUCACAGGGUUUAGCAGCCUGCUGUCCAUACGGUCAUCAUCUCGCUUGCACCGACGGAAUCUAGCCUCUUCAUGCGAACGG